AUGGUAGGCAAUAUGCCCAGCAUGAACUCCGACCGUUUCUACCAGCUCGAAGAAAAUGACAGGAUGCUCAACCGUCACGCUGUCAUCGAACCUAGCACCCAUCCACAAUCUACCAUCGGUGCAGAUCCUUUUAGCAGGCAAGAUUUCGAACAAAAGCUGCUACCGAAGCCCCGAGGUGCUGCCUUGAUCCAAUUUGAACGCGAGAUUGCUGCGCUUGCACCAGAACCACUCCCUGACUUGAGCUAUCUCCCAGCCUUCCGAACUCAGAUGGGUCCACAGCUACUCGAAGCCACCACUAAGCAGAACCUUCCGGCGAAGGGAGUCGAAGGUGUGCAGUCAAUAUCUGUGUCAGUGGGUCAGGAUUAUGACCAUGAUAAAGAAAAUGCAGAUGAGGAUUAUGAGGACGAUGACGCAGGAUCCCGCGCGAGGCGCAAGAUCCCGUUCAAGAGAAAACGAGCGCCUUCUCGAGGGUCGACUCCAAAGUCCAGGUUGAAGCCACUGGUGGACGCGUCCCUACUCGCCGGUAAGCAGCUUGAGGCCGAAGUCUACAGAUUCAAUACCACCAUCUACGACACCUCUGCCGACCCUCCUUGGGAAUUUCUGGGCACCAAUUACUUAGACGUGGCCAAUGCCAGAGGGCCCAUGGACCUCAUCAAACGUGUCACGAGGAAGUCUAGUGGAGACGCGGAAUUAGAGGCAGCUGAAGAGGACGCGCAGAACAUCAAGGGCAACGUUGUGAUCUGGGGACCAUAUGCAGAGUCUGGCCGAAAGGUGACGGAGGCGUGGCAUCUUGCGACGGCGCCAAUGUUAAGGGCCUUCUUGGGUGAUUGGCUCGCUCGCGGCGCGACGCAGAAUGUGGACCGUGCGGACAUCAAGGUGCUCAUCUGGCAGGCGAACGAAGCUGGCAAGGCGCGCAUUGCGAGACGGAAUCAUAUCCCGAUGCAACCAUUGGUUCAUGCGGGCGAGAACUCAUAG
This is a messenger RNA of Cyphellophora europaea CBS 101466, 975 nucleotides long. RefSeq lists its product as uncharacterized. The record is from RefSeq and is a predicted model, not a curated record. The transcript has a single exon. The coding region runs from base 1 to 975 and encodes 324 amino acids. NCBI's taxonomy places the organism in Eukaryota, Fungi, Ascomycota, Eurotiomycetes, Chaetothyriales, Cyphellophoraceae.